Megalobrama amblycephala (Wuchang bream) is the source of this 3495-nucleotide messenger RNA. RefSeq names its product RAS and EF-hand domain containing (gene rasef). The coding region runs from base 381 to 2510 and encodes 709 amino acids. Lineage: Eukaryota; Metazoa; Chordata; Actinopteri; Cypriniformes; Xenocyprididae. The transcript is spliced from 17 exons. Gene Ontology annotation, molecular function: GTP binding; GTPase activity; calcium ion binding. The record is from RefSeq and is a predicted model, not a curated record.
AUCAUUUUUGUUUCCUACCCUUUUCGUAGAAGGUGUCUAAAAGGGGCAGGUAGGCCUACUGUAUAACAUUCUGUUGUUACAUCGGGCCCUUAUUAGUGUGACAUCCAGAAGUAAAAUGCUAAACGCGAGUUUCUUGUACUGUAAACAAUGUUUUAUUUAGUAUUUGUUAAGUAUUUUGUAUUUUUCAUGACGCGCCGCGGCAAACUAAACGCCUCAAAGUUGAGCGAGCAUGUUUACUUAGCGCAGUUUGUGUAAGGGGCGGUUACACCACUGACUAAACUCAUACAGUUGUCAGUGUACAAGCACUAUACCACAAGGUCAGCUCACUUUGAAAAGUCACUCUCGUAAUGUUUGCUAAAUAAUAACUCUUUAGAGCAGUCAUGGGGUCUGACGCUCAAAAGGAAAGACUCCGCGAGCUCUUUCACGCCUGUGAUGUGGACCAUUCAGGACGCAUAGAGAAAUGGGAGUUUGUGAGAAUUUGUUCCGAGCUGCAGGUCCGACCCACCGAGAUAGAUGCGAUUUUCUCCAGACUUGACACAGACAAAGACGGCACGAUCAAUCUAGAGGAAUUUAUGGACGGGUUUCAAGAGUCACACUUCUUGAAAGACGAGGAGAUGAGCAGCGAACACGCCGGGGAAAGUUUCUCUGCCGCCUUGGAGGAAUUUAAAUCCCGUCUGGGGGAUCAGCUCAAAUUCAUCCCCAGGAUUGACCAGGUAUCAACUCUGUACCAGAACAUCAGUUUGACUGAGCCCAGAAUGGUCCCUCAGUAUGAAAGAGUUCUUCUCAGUUUUAUCAAAGAGAUCCGAAUACUGAACACUGAAAUGGAACAUCUGGCACUUGCUGUAAAGAGAGCUCAGGAUCAGUCGGCUAUACAGUUGAGUGAGAUGGAGGAAGAGAUGGAUCACCGUAUCCACACUGCAGAGAGAAACACACGUUUACAGGAAUCUAAAAAAGCAGAGGUGACUCUGAGCAGCAUGAAACACCAGUACGAGUCUCAGAUAUGUGAACUUCAGCAGAAGAUACAGACUCUGCAGAUGAUGGAAAACCAGAACAGGAGUACCAGCCUCAAAGAAGAAACCUCAGCACUGAAACGACAGAACAAUGAACUAACGCUGCAAAACCAGAAGUUGAAACAGGAGAUUUUGGAGUCCCACACGAAUGUUGCGUUCUUGCAGAGUGAGCUGGACUCUCUGAAGAGUGAUCUAACAGACCAAAGCAUCAACUUUGAACGAGAUGAGGCUCUUAUGAAGUGCUUUUCUGAGGAGAGAGAUAACCUGGAGAGACAGAUCGAGGUGCUUCAGGCAGCCAACAGAAAGCUCCAUGACAGUAAUGACAGUCUGCGUUCAGCCUUAGAGAACAGUCAGAGCAAGAGUAAGACUCAGCGUGUUAGUGGACUCUCACCUGGAGUUUAUGUGACCACGAGAAAGAAUGUCUGUUCCUCUCAUUUUGAUCGCUGCUGUAACACAUGCGCAGUUGAGGACUAUGAUCAUUUUCGGAUGAUGGAUGGUCGCAGACCGAGCUGUGAUUCUCUGGCCCUGGCCCUGUGCGACCCCAUGCGCAGGCGCAGCUGUGAGGAAGACAGCCUCCCCGACAGCUGUGUGGACAGCGGCAUGUCAACCCUGCGCUCAAAUAACGGCUACGAUUAUGAGCAUGAGAGAUCUUCCUUCCUAAACUUCCAAGCAGAGGACAACACCACCACUGUGUCUGGAGACACAUCAGAUACAGAGGUUCUGGAAGUGCACGAAGAGGCUGCUUUUGGGUCGGACAGCGAAUCCGUUCUGAGCUGGACUCUGUCAAAGCCUGCUCAGAAAGAUGACGUUAAUGCUUCGGGGAAGAAAUGCCUCUCUGCCAUCUUCAAUGAGAGAGAGCAGGAUGAGUUGGCAGUGACUCAGCCUCCAUCUGAGAAGGCUUACAGGAUUGUGCUGGCAGGAGACGCCGCUGUGGGAAAGUCUAGUUUCCUCCUUCGUCUCUGUAAGAACGAGUUCAAAGGCAACACUAGUGCCACACUGGGGGUUGAUUUCCAGAUGAAAACUUUGGUUGUGGAUGGUGUUCCAACAGUGCUGCAGUUAUGGGACACAGCUGGACAGGAAAGAUUUCGGAGCAUUGCCAAAUCUUACUUCAGGAGAGCCGAUGGGGUCCUUCUACUGUAUGACGUCACUUGUGAGAAGAGCUUUCUGAAUGUGCGCGAAUGGGUCGACAUCAUUGAGGAUGUGUCCCAGGAUGACAUACCCAUUAUGCUUGUGGGGAACAAGACAGACCUGAGGAAAGAAGCUCUUCUGGAUGGAGUCACCUGUAUUCCAACUAGCUAUGGAGAGAAACUGGCCAUGACAUACAGUGCCUUAUUCUGCGAGACGAGUGCAAAGGAUGGAUCCAACAUCAUUGAGGCUGUUCUUCAUUUAGCCAGAGAGGUGACCAAGCAUGCUGACGAGUACAAGGAGCCCGUAUCAGUGGCCAAACUGUCUGGAAAUCAUAACAAAAAGAUGCCUAACCCAAAAUGCUGCAUGGGCUGACGUGUGUGCACGUCACAUGACCCGGUGACAGCCCGUGUGCAGGUACAACGCAAGGCUUCGGCAAAGAGCUAAUCAAAUAUUUAACCAUUCAACUAUUUAUUCAAGUCACAUUAGAUCGGAAUUGCCGGUUUGCGAUUGUCCACGUUGUUUGACAAUUUCACUGUGCCAAAUGUGCUCAAGUAUUGUCCUCAGGACUGUCUCAUAACUGUGUCAUGGGUUGCCUUUAACAGCCCUGAAUUUCACAGAUUUUAUAUUACAGCCGUUUAUUAGUGGCUUAUGGGGUGAACAUACACUCAGUCAGGAGUUUAGUAUACUGCACCUUGCCUUUAUUUAUUUCAUGAAAGCUAAGAGAGAAGAAAUAUAUAUAAUAUAGAAAUAAUAUAUAUAAUAGUUCUGUAAUGUGUUACAGAGAAUGUGUAUGUGUGUGUGUGUGUGUGUGUGUGUGUGUGUGUGUUGAAAUAAUAUAUGUGAAAGUUGAAAUGAUGUGAAAAGUACUGUUUGUCAAGUAGAAUUAAGCUUUCUAAGAAGUGUAACUGAAAAGAAUGACAGAAUUUAUUGAAAAAAAAAAAAAAUUGGAAGUUGGUGUAUGAUCCAAAACGUUCAUUUUUGGCCUGUAGCUUUAAAUGCUCAAAUUCAUUUAAUUUUUUUAAAAACUAUUUUAAAACAGAUUGAUAAGCUUUUGUGGAUGCUUUAUCUUUAUACUAUCAUUGUUUUAUGCAUUUCUCAAGAGCACAGCUGGCUUUUAAUGUUCACGAAAUAUAUGUAAUAUUAUAUUCUGCAAUAAACAGUGCACACUCUAAUAAAAAAAAAAUUAUGCAGGAAAACAUUAUAUGUUAAAUCUAUUCACAAUUAUAUGAAUGACAAUGUGCUAAUGUCUUAUCUGUAAUUCUUCAUGCUUAUUUCACUGUAUUUAACUUGCAUUUAAGAUCGAGUGAAUGUUGGUUUAAAUUUGAGCAAAAAUAAAGACUGCAAUGUUUUCACUCCA